CAACAAUGGCUUCCACAAUAAUCAAUCCAUUCUUCUCUUUAACCAUCUUUCUUCUUCUUCUCCAUCUCCACUCCUCCGUCGGACAAACCGGCCCCGGAAUGAAGGGCAUUUACUGGUUUUCCGGUUCUGAAUUUCCCCUCUCCGACAUUGAUUCCUCUCUGUUCACCCAUAUCUAUUGUGCCUUCGCCGAUCUCAAUCCAAACACUAACCAAGUCACCAUUUCAUCUUCGAACUCUGAAAGUUUCAAAAGCUUCACUCCAAUCCUUCGACGCAAAAACCCAAAUGUCAAAACCCUCUUAUCCAUCGGUGGCGGUGGCGCCGAGGCCAACGCCUUCGCUUCAAUGGCCAGCCAACCCAAUUCCCGCAAAUCCUUCAUCGAUUCAUCCAUUUCCUUAGCCCGAUCCUAUAAUUUAUCCGGCCUCGAUAUCGAUUGGGAAUACCCAUCGAACCAAAACCAAAUCAACUCGUUUAAAACUCUCUGUUCAGAGUGGCGUGCCGCCGUCGAGAACGAAUCCCAAUCCACCGGCAAGCCCAGACUAUUUCUCUCCGCCGCCGUUUUUCGAUCCUCUAAUUAUUAUGGUACACCAUUACCCGCUUCAGAUCUAGCCACAAAAUUGGAUUGGAUAAACGUAAUGUGCUACGAUUUCUACGGCCCCGGUUGGUCACCGAACUUCACAGCACCACCAGCGGCUCUGUAUGGGUCAAGUGGGCAAGUGAACUGCAACACGGGUAUAACGUCGUGGAUACAGUCGGGGUUUCCGGCGAAUAAAAUAGUGAUAGGAAUGCCGUUCUAUGGAUGGGCGUGGCGGUUGGUGAGCCAGAGCAAAAAUGGGUUGUAUGCACCGGCGAACGGAGCAGCGACGGGAACGGGAAUUGACGGGGGAGCUAUAACAUACAAGGGGAUCAAUGAGUUUAAAAAGAGGAACGGAGUAAAUGGAGUGUAUAAUGGGACGGUUGUUACGAACUAUGUGAGAUCAGGAAGGACGUGGAUUGGGUAUGAUGAUAAAGAGAGUGUUGCGGCGAAGGUUGGGUAUGCGAAGAAGAAAGGAUUGUUUGGUUACUUUGCUUGGCAAGUUGCGGCCGAUGAUAAUUUUACUCUCUCUAGAUUAGCUUCAACGACAUGGUCCGGAUAAAUUGGAAGAUGAGGUGGACACAAUGGAUAUGUUUAUGAAUAUCAUGUUCCAAUAGAAGUAAUUAAAUAAAUAAAUCAAGAUUGUAAUUGGAGAUUUAGAGUGGAGUUUGCAAUCCCUCGAUAUAGAUAUAAUAUAUAGUUUGGUAAUAAUAUAUUGUAUUAUUGUGUGC
Messenger RNA from Cucumis melo (muskmelon), 1302 nucleotides. Its product is annotated as class V chitinase-like. Gene Ontology annotation, molecular function: chitin binding; chitinase activity. Gene Ontology annotation, cellular component: extracellular region. The transcript is spliced from 2 exons. Gene Ontology annotation, biological process: carbohydrate metabolic process; chitin catabolic process. Lineage: Eukaryota; Viridiplantae; Streptophyta; Magnoliopsida; Cucurbitales; Cucurbitaceae. The record is from RefSeq and is a predicted model, not a curated record. Bases 6 to 1133 code for a protein of 375 amino acids.